UGUGCAAGGGUGAAGUGUGACCAAAUAUAUUUUUCUGUAAAUUAUAGGGAAACCUCUGCUCAGGAUUAAGCUUGAAAAAUCAAUACAAUUUAUCAAUGUGAAAUUAAACUUUAGUGCGCUCAUUAACUAAAUAUUUAAAGGAAACUAAUAUAAUAUUAGAGUCCUAAUUCUUAAAAUAAUGCCACUAUUUGGCAAAAAGGACUCUGGCAAAAAAGCCAAAUCAAAGGAUGCAAAGGAGUUGAACAAGCAGGUGUCAAUUGAGGAAAAAUACAAUCUUCAUGGACUCCUUGGAACAGGUGCAUUUUCAGAGGUUCGUUUGGCUGAAAGUAAAGAAACACCUGGAGAACAUUUUGCUGUUAAAAUAAUUGAUAAAAAAGCUCUCAAAGGAAAGGAGGAAUCCUUGGAGAAUGAAAUAAGAGUUCUGAGAAGGUUCAGUGCAAAUAAUUUUGAUGUCAACAGUUCGAAUGGAACGCGGCUUACACAUCCAAAUAUUGUGCAACUUCUCGAAACAUAUGAGGAUAAAGCGAAAGUAUAUCUGGUUAUGGAAUUAGUUACCGGCGGUGAACUGUUUGACCGAAUCGUUGAAAAAGGAUCUUAUACCGAGAAGGAUGCGUCACAUUUAAUAAGGCAAAUUUUAGAGGCUGUGGAUUACAUGCAUGAACAAGGAGUUGUACACAGGGAUCUAAAACCCGAAAAUCUACUAUAUUAUAGUACAGACGAUGAUAGUAAAAUAAUGAUAAGUGAUUUUGGGUUGUCUAAAAUGGAAGAUUCUGGAAUUAUGGCAACAGCUUGCGGAACUCCUGGAUAUGUAGCUCCAGAAGUAUUGGCUCAAAAGCCCUAUGGUAAAGCUGUUGACGUUUGGAGCAUAGGUGUUAUAUCAUAUAUACUUCUCUGUGGCUAUCCUCCUUUCUAUGAUGAGAACGACGCAAAUCUUUUUGCACAAAUUUUAAAAGGUGAAUUCGAAUUUGAUUCGCCAUAUUGGGAUGAAAUCAGUGACUCGGCGAAGCAGUUUAUUAAAAAUUUAAUGUGCGUAACUGUAGAGAAGCGUUUUACAUGCAAACAAGCAUUAGCGCACCCAUGGAUUUCUGGAAAUGAGGCGAGCAGUAAGAACAUUCACGGAACAGUUUCUGAGCAACUUAAGAAAAAUUUUGCAAAAUCACGUUGGAAGCAAGCAUAUUAUGCAGCGACGGUUAUUCGGCAAAUGCAGCGUAUGGCACUUAGUAGCAAUAAUUCGGCAACAGGUUACGGAACAACGUCAGCGAACACACAAACUGGUAAUGGUAACACUCCCGGGUCUAGCGAGACAAUGGAUGUUUCAAAGGAACCCACAGCAGCUCACUCCGAAACAGCACAUAAGCUCACUUCUUUAAACGACACAUCCGAGCCGACAGAACCUGGGACGAGCUCAAUUAACGACACCCAUAAUCAUCAAUGAUUCUCUUAAAAUCGUAGCUUCAGUGGUCAAGCGAACUAAAUGGUUGCUUUAAAAUAUAUUCCCUUAAGCUACACUAGUACCAAUUCUCCCGCUUAAAUCAAAUACCUAGUCUCCACAAUUUGUACCAAUGGAAACAUUGAAUAAUUUCAUAUUGUCAUUGAUUUAACUAACUCCAUUUUGGAUAUACAACUGCAACGCAACGUACAAAAAUAUAUGCAUGCAAAAAAUAUAUACUUACAUUUGUAUUUUUAACAUCUUA
Molecule: messenger RNA, 1694 nt
Organism: Drosophila busckii
Lineage: Eukaryota; Metazoa; Arthropoda; Insecta; Diptera; Drosophilidae
Gene: CaMKI
Product: calcium/calmodulin-dependent protein kinase type 1
Exons: 10
Coding region: 179-1435 (418 amino acids)
Biological process (GO): protein phosphorylation
Molecular function (GO): calcium/calmodulin-dependent protein kinase activity; calmodulin binding; ATP binding
Source: RefSeq, a predicted model, not a curated record